AUGGAAUCUGGAGGUAGGUUCUACUCAGUUGAUGAGUUCAGAUUGGACCCCAAAUGGCUGAUUGAUCCUAAGCAUCUCUUUGUUGGGCCACAGAUUGGGGAGGGAGCUCAUGCCAAAGUCUAUGAGGGAAAAUAUAAAAACCAGACUGUUGCUAUUAAAAUUGUACACAAGGGUGAGACUGCGGAUGAUAUCGCCAAGAGAGAAGGGCGUUUCGCAAGGGAGGUGGCAAUGUUGUCAAGAGUGCAACAUAAGAACUUGGUGAAGGUGGGAUUUUGGUUUAGGCUUUCACUGAUUCUUAUUCUUGUGUCUGUUUUUAUCGGUGCCUGUAAGGAGCCUGUAAUGGUGAUAGUCACCGAGCUGCUAUUAGGAGGAACAUUGCGUAAGUAUUUGCUAAACAUGCGUCCCAAAUGCUUGGAUAGACAUGUUGCCAUUGGUUUUGCACUUGAUAUUUCACGCGCUAUGGAGUGCCUGCAUUCUCAUGGGAUCAUCCACCGUGAUCUUAAACCUGAUAACUUGCUGUUAACUGAAGACCAGAAAACAGUCAAGCUAGCAGAUUUUGGUUUAGCAAGAGAAGAGUCAUUAACUGAGAUGAUGACAGCUGAAACAGGAACCUACCGCUGGAUGGCUCCAGAGUUGUAUAGUACUGUCACACUGAGGCAAGGGGAGAAAAAGCAUUACAACCAUAAAGUUGAUGCUUAUAGUUUUGCAAUUGUGUUGUGGGAGCUCUUACACAACAAAGUUCCUUUUGAAGGCAUGUCAAACCUUCAGGCAGCAUAUGCUGCAGCCUUUAAGAAUGUAAGGCCAAGUGCAGAGAAUCUUCCUGAGGAAUUGGCUCUAAUUCUUACUUCAUGCUGGCAAGAGGACCCAAAUACCAGGCCCAACUUCACCCAGAUAAUCCAAAUGCUCCUUAAUUAUCUCUACACUGUUGCACCACCUGAACCCAUGAUUCCUUCAAGAAUAUUCAGUUCUGAGAACACUGUCUUGCCGCCAGAGUCACCGGGAACUAGCUCCUUAAUGGCAAAACUUGAUGACACUGGCGACACACCAAGAGCAAAGGACGAAGUCAAGCCUAACGGUUUUCUUUGCUGCUUUAGUCAGUGUUAUUAA
Sphenostylis stenocarpa is the source of this 1107-nucleotide messenger RNA. The record is from the annotation of a GenBank genome assembly. Lineage: Eukaryota; Viridiplantae; Streptophyta; Magnoliopsida; Fabales; Fabaceae.